AUGAUGAAGCUAGGGGAAGUGGAGGACGGAAUACGAGAGAAAAAGGAUUACAUUAUUAAAGAUAUCCAGGAAACUAAGGCUAAAGUAAAAGAAAAAAUUGAAGAAGUUGUGGAGAGGGAAAAUGUAUUCACCAUUCCUAAUAUUUUGUGUGUGGCGCGAAUUGUUAUGUCACCUUAUUUAGGCUAUGUUAUUCUUGAAGAUAAUUAUAACUUAGCCUUAGGCUUAUUAACAUUCGCAGGAAUUACUGAUUUGCUUGAUGGGUGGAUUGCUCGAACAUGGAAGGGUCAGUCAACAAAAAUGGGUUCAUUCUUAGACCCCAUGGCAGAUAAAGUUCUGAUAGCUACUUUAUUCAUAUGUCUUACAUGGCAAGAGUUAAUACCACUCUCACUGACUUUGCUAAUAGUUGCAAGGGAUGCUGCAUUAGUGACUGCUGGUUUUGUUAUAAGAUAUAAAAGUCUACCUCCACCUAGAACCUUGAGCAGAUAUUUUGACGUGACGCACGCAACGGCGCAACUUGCUCCUACUUUCAUAAGCAAAGUCAACACUGCAAUACAAUUGUUAUUGGUGGGUACUACACUUGCAUCACCUGUAUUUGAUUACAUCCAUCAUCCUGCUUUGCAAGUCCUCUGUGGAGUAACUGCUGUGUCUACCAUUGUAUCUGCUGCCAGUUAUAUGAUUAGCAAGGAUACAUAUAAAAUUUUUAAGAACAAAUUA
Iphiclides podalirius (scarce swallowtail) is the source of this 714-nucleotide messenger RNA. NCBI's taxonomy places the organism in Eukaryota, Metazoa, Arthropoda, Insecta, Lepidoptera, Papilionidae. The record is from the annotation of a GenBank genome assembly.